CGGGCCGUGCCUUGGAUUGGUGUGAUUGGAGGGAAACCCCGUGGACUGCAUUCACUCAGACGCGCUGAGAGAAUCAGCUGUAGCUUAGUACGCCGACAUCACUGCUAUCUGCCAGUACUCAGUGAGCAGUCAUGAGCGAGGCACCCCAGAAGGAACUGGUGCAGAAGGCCAAGCUGGCCGAGCAGGCUGAGCGUUACGAUGACAUGGCUGCUGCAAUGAAGGCUGUUACUGAGGAUAGUGAGCAGCUUUCAAAUGAGGAACGUAACCUGCUGUCAGUUGCCUACAAGAAUGUGGUGGGUGCCCGCCGCUCCUCGUGGCGUGUGGUGUCCAGCAUUGAGCAAAAAGCUGAGGGCAGCGAAAGGAAGCAGACCAUGGCCAAAGAGUACCGGGAAAAGAUUGAGAAAGAGCUGAAAGAUAUCUGCCAAGAUGUGCUGGGUCUCUUGGACACUUAUCUCAUUCCCAAAGCCACUGCAGCAGAGAGCAAAGUCUUCUAUUUGAAAAUGAAAGGCGAUUACUACCGCUACUUGGCUGAGGUGGCUACAGGAGAAGAGAAGACAUCCAUCAUUAAAGACUCACAGGCUGCCUACCAAAAAGCCUUUGAUAUCAGCAAAGACGAAAUGCAGCCCACGCACCCAAUCCGUCUUGGUCUCGCCCUCAAUUUCUCCGUUUUCUACUAUGAGAUCCUCAACUCACCUGAACAGGCCUGCCAGCUGGCCAAACGCGCUUUUGAUGAUGCCAUUGCAGAGCUCGACACACUGAGUGAAGAUUCAUACAAAGACAGUACACUAAUCAUGCAGCUACUGAGAGACAACUUGACACUGUGGACCUCUGAUAACCAGGUUGAGGGAGAGGAUACAGAGGAGCCCAGAGAAUGAGCCAGACCCCCAUAGGCACCCCUGUCUGCCUGCCAUCAUCCCAGCUCAUCUUCAUCAUCAACACUGAGACCACCUCACUAUCAUCAUUGUCAUCCAACUCUCUCCAUCUUUUUCUAUUUAGGUGUCUCAACACUCAUCUCUCUCCUAUCGGUUUACGGUUUCCUCUUUUGUAGUAACUGUAGGGAAAGGGGAUGGGGAUUGAGGGUAUGUUUUAAAUUGUUUAGUGGGAGGGUCCAUGUGGAAGGGUAAAGUAUAUUUCGGGUUGGUUGCCUGUCUGCUGACCUUUUUUUUUUUUUUUUUUUUUUUUUUUUUGUGUGUGGGAGCAAUAGGGGUGUUGUAUUAUUAAGGUGGUGGGUGAGAGGGCAAGUUCUCGACUCAUGAAACAUGCAGCAGGUUGAGUUUUUAGAGUCAGGCAACAGGUUAUACUAUAUAUGUAUUCUAUUCAUAUUAAUGGUCUUAUUCUUGAUUAGCACCAUUUUUUGAUGACAAACCUGUGGUUUCACAAAAUCAGGAGUUGGCUUCUCACACCUGAGCAGACAGCCGCAGUUAUUCUGUACUAGACAAGAAGAAUGACAGCAGAGGAAGAUAGUAGAGGGAGCAAAGGGGAGUUGCUGGAGAGGGAAGGCAAGGUUUUGUUGGAACACAAAGGUUACAUUCCGUUUACUGUCCGUCGCUCAACUUUCUUCUCUAUUAUUUUGUUCUGUUUUCGGGUGACCUGCUUUUGUAUUUCUAUGUAUCACUUAUGAGGUAUAGAAAAAUUUGAAGAACAAAAGAGCACACAAGCUUGUUAUUGUUGCUGUUUUGUAUGAGCACAGCAGUAAAAAAAAAAAAAAAAAAAAAAAA
Seriola aureovittata is the source of this 1718-nucleotide messenger RNA. RefSeq names its product 14-3-3 protein zeta-like. Gene Ontology annotation, biological process: signal transduction. The coding region runs from base 132 to 875 and encodes 247 amino acids. NCBI's taxonomy places the organism in Eukaryota, Metazoa, Chordata, Actinopteri, Carangiformes, Carangidae. The record is from RefSeq and is a predicted model, not a curated record. Gene Ontology annotation, cellular component: cytoplasm. The transcript is spliced from 6 exons.